CACUUAGUGUUUGAAGUGAGAGAAAGUGAGGAGAGAGGGUUAUGGGUUUUCUCUAUGGCACUGCUGUUAUCACACCAAACAUCCUGUCUUGAGGAUGCCAGUGAAGCCUUGACUCUGUUGAUGUGUUGAGUGUGUCUGGUGAUGAUGAAAACAUAUGAAAGUGGAUUGAUUAUACACCCAUCUUAUCACAUAGAUUCUGUAGGUAACGUUAUAUUUUAAUCAAAAUGGAGAACCAGAAAGCAAGAAAAAGUUCAAGCAGCUCGCGGAGUAGCAGCAGCAGCAGCAGUAGCAGUGAGGAGACAUUUCAGGAAACAGAAGUGAUGGAAACUAGUCAAAUGGAGCAGCAAUAUGGCAAGGAAGGGGAAACCUGGAAGGAGUCCCUUAGCCAGGCAUGGAGAAAUUCCCUUGGAGAAGUGGAUGAGGAGCAUCACAAUGGCCAUGUGGAGACCAGCAAUGCCAAUGUCCAGCCCUCAACCAUGCAGAUGUUCCAAAGUGAAGCAGUGACUUCUGCCCAGCAAGAAUUACAAGAAUUAUUACCCAAAAGUGAAACAGUGACUUCUGCCCAGCAAGAAUCACCAUUGUCCUUACCAAAAAGUGAAACAUUUACCUCUUAUGUCUGUCAAGUGUCCCAAGAAUCUGUGUCCAAGAGUGAAACAGUAACUCCAUAUUAUGUCCAGCAGAGCCAACAGAUCCAAGAGUUAUCAAGCAGCAGUUCAAGGAUUCGUGUCUCCUCCAGCAGCUCAUCCCAAGGUGCUGCUGAUGGCAGCAAGGAGCAAGUGAGAAGCAGCAACAGGAGUACACGAAAAAGUACAAGUGAAUGCUCAAGCCAGGAGUCUGAUGGGGAUUCAUUUAGUAGCACUCCUGUGUCCCCUGUGAGCAGCAAGCCACCAGCAAUCCAGCACAUUAUAAAGGAGUCAUCACUGUCCUCAGGCAGUAGUAUUGUAGGCAGAGAUCCUCCUGUCUCUGGCAAUGAACCGGUCCUCAAUGAGAUUAAGUUUGAGCUCACCAGUUGGCCAUCCAGAACACAGUCCAUCCGCAUGGUGAAGGUAAAGGCGCACAAGCCCGCAUCCCAGACCUUGAGCCAUGACUCCUCAGUGCAGGGUAUUUACACUGGACUCAUGGAACGUCACAUUAAGGAGCUCAAAGAUGAACGAGAGAGUGUCCAGAAGAAGACCUUUAUGAAGUGGGUCAACUCGCACCUGGUCAGAGUCAGCACACGCAUCGGUGACCUCUAUGUUGACCUUCGGGAUGGCAAGCAGCUCAUCAAACUGCUGGAAAUCCUGUCAGGGGAGCGCCUGCCACGGCCGACCAAAGGCAAGAUGCGCAUCCACUGUUUGGAGAAUGUGGACAAAGCACUACAGUUCCUGCGGGAUCAGCGAGUGCACCUGGAAAACAUGGGUUCCCAUGACAUAGUGGACGGCAAUGCCCGCCUCACCCUGGGUCUCAUCUGGACCAUCAUCCUCCGCUUCCAGAUCCAGGAUAUCACCAUCGAGGAAACAGAAAACCAAGAGACCAAGAGUGCCAAGGAUGCUCUGCUCCUCUGGUGCCAGAUGAAGACUGCUGGCUACCACAAUGUCAACAUCAGGAACUUUACCACCUCCUGGAGAGAUGGUCUUGCCUUCAAUGCCAUCAUCCACAAGCACCGUCCAGACUUGGUGCAGUAUGAGAAGCUUUCACGCUCAAAUCCCAUCCACAAUCUCAAUAAUGCCUUCAACAUAGCUGAGAACAAACUUGGACUUACUAAGCUUUUAGAUGCAGAGGAUAUUUUUGUUGAACAGCCUGAUGAGAAGUCCAUCAUUACCUAUGUUGUCACCUACUACCACUACUUCUCUAAACUAAAGCAAGAGACCGUGCAGGGUAAACGUAUUGGCAAAGUGGUUGGCAUUGCCAUGGAGAAUGACAGGAUGAUCAAAGAAUAUGAGAGUCUAACAUCAGAUCUUCUCAAAUGGAUUGAGACAACAAUUGAAAGCCUAAAUGAUAGAGCCUUCUCCAACUCUUUGACUGGAGUACAGACCCAGCUGACACAGUUCAACACCUACCGCACAGUGGAAAAGCCUCCUAAGUUUGUGGAGAAGGGCAACCUUGAGGUGCUGCUCUUCACUCUGCAAUCCAAGAUGAGAGCCAACAAUCAGAAGCCUUACCUACCCAAGGAGGGCAAGAUGAUCAGUGACAUCAACAAGGCCUGGGAACGCCUUGAAAAAGCUGAGCAUGAAAGGGAGUUGGCUCUGAGAGAGGAACUCAUCCGUCAGGAAAAACUGGAGCAGUUGGCUGCUAGAUUUAAUCGCAAGGCAGGGAUGAGGGAGACCUGGCUGUCGGAGAACCAACGUCUUGUUUCUCAGGAUAACUUCGGCUUUGACUUGGCAGCUGUUGAGGCGGCAGCCAAGAAACACGAGGCCAUCGAGACAGACAUCUUUGCCUAUGAGGAGCGUGUGCAGGCUGUUGUUGCUGUGGCACAAGAGUUGGAAGCAGAGAAUUACCAUGAUAUUGAGCGCAUUAAUGCCAGGAAAGACAACGUACUCCGGUUAUGGAACUAUUUGCUUGAAUUACUGCGCCUCCGACGCAUGAGGCUGGAACUGUCCUUACAAUUGCAGCAGAACUUCCAAGAGAUGAUCUACAUCCUGGACUCUAUGGAGGAUAUGAAGGUCCGUCUCUUGAGUGAAGACUAUGGCAAGCACCUCAUGGGAGUGGAAGACUUGCUGCAGAAACACUCCUUGCUUGAGGCAGACAUCAAUGUGCUGGGUGAGCGUGUCAAGACAGUCAUUGAACACUCCCAGAGGUUCCUUGAUGAUGAACAAGUGGAGGGUUACCGUCCAUGUGACCCAUCAAUUGUGCUAGAGCGAGUACAACAACUGGAAGAUGCCUAUGGCGAGCUUGUCAAGCUGGCCGUGGAGCGCAGGCUUCGACUAGAGGAGUCUCGCAAGCUGUGGCAGUUUUAUUGGGACAUGGCAGAGGAAGAGAAUUGGAUCAAGGAGAAAGAACAGAUUCUAUCCACAUCCGACAUUGGUCAUGACCUUAUCACAGUCAACUUGUUGCUGACAAAACACAAAACAGUGGAGGAAGAACUUCUGUCUCAUGAACCUCAGCUCAUGGCUGUUGUCAAGAUAGGUGAAGAGCUCAUAGCACAACAACACUUUGGUUCUGACAAAAUUCAGGAAAGAAUUGAUGAGAUAAUGGGAAUGUGGAACAACCUCAAGGAAAGGUCAGCCAAUCGCAAAAAGCGACUGACAGAUGCUGUGGAUCUGCACCAGUUCUACACAGAGGCUGAUGAUGUUGACACCUGGAUGCUGGAUAUUCUCCGCCUUGUCUCCAGUGAAGACACUGGCCGAGAUGAGGCAACUGUUCAGUCUCUCCUCAAGAAACACAAGGAUGUUACAGAAGAGUUGAAGAACUAUGCUUCAACCAUCGAGGCUCUUCACCAUCAAGCUUCUGAACUCAAUGAGAUUGACAGAGAAUCUCCAGAUGUAGUUGAGAGACUUGCCUCAAUUGACAGGAGAUACAAGGAAUUGUUAGAGUUGGCUAAGAUGAGGAAACAGAGGCUCCUGGAUGCUCUCUCACUUUACAAGCUUUUCACAGAAGCUGAUGGAGUGGAACAAUGGAUUGGGGAGAAGGAGCGCAUGCUGCAGACAAUGGUGCCAGCAAAGGAUAUUGAAGACUGUGAGAUCAUGAAACACAGGUAUGAAGGAUUUGAACAGGAGAUGAAUGCCAAUGCAAGCAGAGUGGCUGUGGUGAAUCAACUUGCCCGCCAGUUGCUGCAUGUAGAGCAUCCUAACUCCGAAGACAUUAUUGCUCGCCAGAAUCAGCUGAACCAGAGGUGGGCAGAGCUUCGAGAAAAGGCAGAGAACAAGCGUGAGGAACUCAAUUCUGCUCAUGGUGUUCAGACAUUCCAUAUUGAAUGCAGAGAGACUGUUUUGUGGAUUGAGGACAAGAAGAGAGUCCUAAUGGAGACUGCUGACCUGGGAACUGACCUGAGUGGCAUAAUGACUCUGCAGCGACGUCUGUCUGGCAUGGAGCGUGACUUGGCUGCUAUCCAAGCCAAGCUGGACUCUCUUGAAAAGGAGGCUGACAAGAUCAGCCAGGAGCACCCUGAGGAGGCUGAACUUAUCCGUGAGCGUGUAGAACAGAUUCGUGCUGUGUGGGACCAACUGACUCAGCUGUUAAAGGAGCGUGAUGCUAAGCUGGAAGAGGCUGGUGACCUCCACCGCUUCCUGCGUGACCUUGAUCACUUCCAGGCUUGGCUUACCAAGACCAUGACUGAUGUUGCUUCUGAAGAUAUUCCAUCCAACCUUGCUGAAGCUGAGAAGCUGCUGAGCCAGCAUCAGUCCAUCCGAGAGGAAAUUGACAACUACACAGAGGACUACACCAAGAUGAUGGAAUAUGGUGAACGCAUCACUGCAGAAGAUGUCACUCCUGCAGAUGAUGCUCAGUAUAUGUUCCUAAGGGAGCGUCUCAAGGCCCUCAAGGAUGGCUGGGCUGAGCUUCAUCAGAUGUGGGAGAACAGGCAACAGCUCUUGUCUCAGUCUCUCAACUUACAGAUGUUCUUGCGUGAUGCUAAGCAAGGAGAGGUGCUCCUGAGUCAACAAGAACACUACCUGAGCAAAGAUGAAACACCUGCUAACUUGGAACAGGCAGAGAACCUUAUCAAGAGACAUGAAGCUUUCCUUACCACCAUGGAAGCAAAUGAUGAAAAGAUCAAUGGAAUUUGUCAGUUUGCACAGAGGCUUUUGGAUGAGGAACACUUUGCUGCAGAUAAGAUCCAGAAGAAGGCCGAGAACAUUGAAGAAAGGCGACAACAGAACAGAGAACGAGCUAUGGAACAGAUGGAACGAUUACGGGACCAACUGCAGGUGCAUCAGUUCCUCCAAGACUGUGAGGAACUCAAUGAUUGGGUGCAGGAGAAACAUAUUAUUGCCCAAGAUGAGAGCUACCGUUCAGCCAAGACUGUUCACAGCAAGUGGACUCGGCACCAAGCAUUUGAAGCAGAGAUUGCUAGCAACAAAGACAGACUUGUAAGAGUGCAGCAAGCUGGAGAGGAAUUAGUUAAGGAGAAGCCAGAAAUGGCCGAGAUGAUCGGACCGAAGAUCACAGAGCUAAACCAACACUUCGAAGACCUUGAAAGCACGACCAAGGAGAAGGGCGAACGACUCUUUGAUGCCAACAGGCAAGUUCUUUACGAACAGACAUGCGACGAUAUCGACACAUGGAUGAGUGACCUCGAGAAGCAGAUUGAGGGAGGAGACACAGGGAUGGACUUGACUUCUGUAAAUAUCCUGAUGCAGAAGCAGCAAAUGAUUGAAACACAAAUGGCAGUCAAAGCCAAACAGGUGGAGCAGUUGGAGAGUCAGGCUGACUAUCUGCAGCGCAUGACUCCAGACAAGACAGAAGAGAUCAAGCUGAUGAAGUCCAAGGUGGAGCAAAAGUUCGAGUCCCUGAAGGCACCUCUCGUCGAUCGUAACACAGCCCUGGGCAAGAAGAAGGAGGCAUUCCAGUUCAGGCGAGAUGUGGAGGAUGAGAAGCUUUGGAUCCAGGAGAAGAUGCCUCAGGCCACCAGCACUGAUUAUGGCAACUCCCUCUUCACCGUCCACAUGCUGAAGAAGAAGUUACAGAGUUUAAGCACAGAGAUUGACAACCAUGAGCCAAGGAUCAACCUCGUAUGUGAUAAUGGCCGUAAGCUUAUUGAGGAGGGACAUGUCGAUGCUGAUGAGUUCCAUAAGUUGCUGGAGGAGCUGCUGGAUCACUGGACCAAGCUGAAGGAUGCCAUGGAAUUCAGACGUUCCAAACUUGCUGUCUCUGAAAAGGCUCAGCAGUAUCUCUUUGAUGCCAGUGAGGCUGAGGUAUGGAUGAGUGAGCAAGAGCUGUACAUGAUGGUGGAGGACAGAGGCAAGGAUGAACUUUCAGCCCAGAACUUAAUGAAGAAGCACCAGAGCCUUGAGAGUGCUGUCACCGACUAUGCAGAGACCAUCCGACAGCUUGGUGAGACUGCCAGACACCUCAUUAGUGAAGAACACCCUGACAGUGAACAAAUCAGCAAAAGACAGUCCCAGAUUGACAAGCUGUAUGCUGGCCUUCGUGACUUGGCAGUGGAGCGACGCAGCAAGCUUGAUGAGGCUUUGAAGUUGUUUAUGUUGAACCGGGAAGUGGAUGACCUUGAGCAGUGGAUUGCCGAGAGGGAGGUUGUGGCUGGCUCACAUGAACUUGGCCAGGACUAUGAUCAUGUCACGAUGCUCCGAGACAGAUUCAAGGACUUUGCACGAGACACAGAAACCAUUGGGAAUGAGAGAGUAGCUGCAGUCAAUGAGAUUGCUGACCAGCUCAUUUCUGCUGGCCACUCUGAUGCUGCCACCAUAGCAUUAUGGAAGGAUGGCCUCAAUGAGUCUUGGGCUGAUCUUCUGGAGCUCAUUGAUACCCGCACACAGAUGCUCGCUGCCUCUUGGGAGCUUCACAAGUUCUUCCAUGACUGUAAGGAUGUGUUGAGUCGCAUUCUCGAGAAGCAGAACAGCAUCUCAGACGAACUCGGCAGAGAUGCUGGAUCAGUGUCGGCCCUGCAGAGAAAGCACCAGAACUUUGUCCAAGACUUGGUCAUGCUUCAGCAACAGGUUCAACAAGUUCAGGAUGACUCUUCCAAGCUACAAGCUGCAUAUGCGGGUGACAAAGCCAGGGAAAUCACAAACCGUGAGGCAGAGGUUGUGUCUGCCUGGUUGAACUUGCAGGGAAUGUGUGAAGAUCGCAGAGUUAAGCUCAGUGACACAGGAGACUUGUUCAAGUUCUUCAACAUGGUGCGCACACUCAUACUGUGGAUGGAUGAUGUUAUCAGACAGAUGAACACUACUGAGAAACCAAGGGAUGUUAGUGGUGUUGAGUUGCUGAUGAACAAUCACCAGAGUUUGAAAGCAGAAGUGGAUGCCAGAGAAGAUAAUUUCAACGUCUGUGUGUCCCUUGGGAAGGAGCUGCUUGCCCGCAACCACUACGCCACACCAGAGAUCAAGGAGAAGCUCAUGUCACUCAGCAACCAGCGCAUCAACAUGCUGCAGCGCUGGGAGGAAAGAUGGGAGCACUUACAGCUCAUUUUGGAGGUGUACCAGUUUGCUCGCGAUGCAUCAGUGGCAGAGAGUUGGCUCCUGGCACAGGAACCUUAUCUAUUAUCAGCUGAGUGUGGGCAAUCUAUUGAUGAAGUUGAAAACCUGAUCAAGAAGCAUGAGGCAUUUGACAAGGCCUGUACGGCCCAGGAGGAGAGGUUUGCUGCCCUGGAAAGACUGACCACACUUGAAAUAAAAACAAAGUGUGGUUCCGACUCUUCCUCUAAGAACAGAGAUUGGACCAACUGUCGUCGCCUUUCCCUGCCACCCUACUCCCCCCGCCCUAACAGUCCUCACCGCAGCUCCUCCCCAACCUUUGUGCACCCCUUCUUUACUGCCUUCUCUUGCCCAUCCUUGAGCCUCUUACACUCCAGGCAGGUCAACAGCCAGUGGAAGGUGCCGGACAUUAGGGUUCAUUUCCCUGUCGUCAAUAAUAUAAAAAAGCGAAAGCGCCUUAACUCACUCUCAAACCCUCAAUUAUCGCAGACCAUUCACGCUAAAGAUUCUGAAACAAAUGGUUUAUUUUCUGAAUUGCGUUUUCAGCGGGGUAAUUAUUUUGAAGAUCAAAGACACAGUAUUCCUUCAUGCUUUCCCUUGCAAUCAUAUACAGCUACUUCCCUUGCUUUGAACACAUCACUGAGUACUGCUCAGUCAUUAGAGGAUUUGGACAAGAGAGAGUCUAAGUCAUUAGUUGAUUCUAGUGAAGACUGGGAAGAUAAGUCUUUCAGUCCAGUUCAGGAAUUUAUUUGUGUGGAUAAAUAUGAAGCGCCUUAUUUAGAAGAAUCAGUUUGUCGGAUUUCCACUUUCUGUCUUCACAAUGAGAAUAGGAGUAGCAGUCCUGAUGGGAGUGGUGAGGUUUAUGCAUCUCAAGGGAACUGUAGGUUACAUAGACAGGGUCCAUUGUUAGGCUACACAGACUCCAUGGAAGACAGCACUACACUGCCACCGAUCUAUGAACUAGAGGGUGAAGAGUCUGAAGUAACAGAGUUGAUAAGCUCACCAAGAUCUAGUCAGUUUUGGAGCACUGAAUGCCUUGAUGGUGCAGUGGAAAGAAGCAAGACACCUACUUCUUACUCACAAAGACAAGCAUGUAGUGAUUCUUGUGCUCAGUAUUACUCUAAUAAUGAUUCCAUCAUGACCUAUUAUUCCGUGGUACCUCCUGGAGAAGGAAGAGAAAGUGUGCGUAAUGUUGACCACUUGGUAGAUAGGCUGGAUGUGAAGCAUGCACAAGGUUGUUCCUCUCCUGCCUCACCCUUCCCUCUCACCCCACCCAACACUUGUGACUCCUCUCCUAAGUUGAAUAACAUUAAAACCCCAGCAAGAAAUAACCUGCAUGCUCUGUCUGAUGUGGAGGUAAAGUACUGAUCUGUGUUGGGAUGC
This is a messenger RNA of Eriocheir sinensis (Chinese mitten crab), 8453 nucleotides long. RefSeq names its product spectrin beta chain-like (gene beta-Spec). The record is from RefSeq and is a predicted model, not a curated record. Lineage: Eukaryota; Metazoa; Arthropoda; Malacostraca; Decapoda; Varunidae. Gene Ontology annotation, biological process: actin cytoskeleton organization; neuron development. Gene Ontology annotation, molecular function: actin filament binding; structural constituent of cytoskeleton. Bases 225 to 8438 code for a protein of 2737 amino acids. Gene Ontology annotation, cellular component: spectrin; cortical actin cytoskeleton; cell junction. The transcript is spliced from 10 exons.